CUGAGGGUUGUUAAAGGCCACGUUGUGCGACCUUUAUGCUCUCAGUUAGUUGGCGGUGACAAGGCUGCAGCAUGCCGGCAGACAUCUCCCAGUGGACCGGCUCCCUGGAGCUCCAGGAGGUGGAAGAGAAACCAGCGCAUCCGCUGAGCGUGAGCUACGGCUCCCUGCGGAUAGAGGAGCUGGGCCAAGUGCUGACACCCACCCAGGUUCAGAAUCGCCCCACAAGCAUUGAGUGGGAUGGAAUGGAUAGCAACAAGCUGUAUACUCUUGUGCUCACAGACCCUGAUGCACCAAGUAGGAAGAAUCCCAAAUUUAGGGAAUGGCACCAUUUACUUGUGGUGAACAUGAAAGGAAAUGACAUUGGCAGUGGAUGUGUCCUAUCUGAUUAUAUAGGCUCAGGACCACCACAAGGAACAGGUCUCCAUCGUUAUGUUUGGUUGGUCUACGAACAGACUGAACCAUUGAAGUGUGAUGAGCAAGUUUUGUGCAACCGCUCUGGGGAACACCGAGGUGUGUUUAAAGUGGCGUCUUUCCGCCAGAAGUACAAGCUCAGCAGCCCUGUUGCUGGUAAUUGCUACCAGGCCGAGUGGGAUGACUAUGUACCCAAACUGUAUGAGCAGCUCUCAUCAUAAAA
Messenger RNA from Pelobates fuscus (common spadefoot toad), 634 nucleotides. RefSeq names its product phosphatidylethanolamine binding protein 1 (gene PEBP1). Lineage: Eukaryota; Metazoa; Chordata; Amphibia; Anura; Pelobatidae. Bases 72 to 632 code for a protein of 186 amino acids. The record is from RefSeq and is a predicted model, not a curated record. The transcript has 4 exons. Gene Ontology annotation, biological process: negative regulation of MAPK cascade.